Messenger RNA from Schistocerca cancellata (South American locust), 1239 nucleotides. RefSeq names its product brachyurin-like. Lineage: Eukaryota; Metazoa; Arthropoda; Insecta; Orthoptera; Acrididae. The transcript has 7 exons. Gene Ontology annotation, biological process: proteolysis. The record is from RefSeq and is a predicted model, not a curated record. The coding region runs from base 50 to 937 and encodes 295 amino acids. Gene Ontology annotation, molecular function: serine-type endopeptidase activity.
UGAGUGUAUAAAACAGCUACACAUCACGUCUUUGGCACUGGUGACCAACAUGAAGUGCGCUUUAGUGGUUAUUCUGUUACUGGCUUCUGCGCUGGCAGCGGACCCGCGGCGGCCCGGCAGGCUGCACUCCCAGUCGCACCUCAGGAAGCUGCCGCGUGCGCCGCCUUCUCCCCCUGCAGCCAAGAGGAUCCCUGCAUCCGCAGAAGACCGCGUGGUGCAAGGUUCGCAGGCCGUGCAGGGCCAGUUCCCGUUCCAAGCGGGCCUCAUGAUCGAUGGCUCCGGUUUCUGCGGGGGCUCCCUCAUCUCGACCACCGCCGUCCUCACCGCUGCACACUGCGUCGACGCCGGUUCGUUCUUCACCGUUCUGCUCGGAGGCCUGGAGCCGCGGCCCACGUCUGGGGACAACAGCCAGUCAUUCGCCACCACCGACGCCAUCAAGAACGACGCCUUCUACACUCCGGACGGCAAUGCCGCCUACUAUGACGUCGGCGUCAUCUUGUGGUCCGAUCCCAUCACCAUCACCGACUAUGUGAAGCCAAUCAAGCUGCCAUCGAGGUCGCAGGUCAGUGAGACUUUCGCCGGCUCCGACGCCACCGUCACUGGGUGGGGACUCACCAGCAACGAUGCAUGGACUGUUGCUGGUUACCUUCAAUACGCUGAUGUGCAUAUCUGGGAUAACGCAGACUGCCAGGCUAUAUACGGCGAACUUGUCGAUUCCAAUGCGAUCUGUGCAAUGGGCAUUAAUGGUCAGCAUACUUGCUAUGGCGAUAGCGGUGGCCCGUUGGCGGUGACUGGGUCGGACGGCGAGCCGCUGGUGGUGGGGGUCGUCUCUUGGGGCACGGCCAACGACUGUGAGUCCGGCCAGCCCGACGUCUUCAUGCGCGUCACAGCCUUCCUCGACUGGAUCGGCGAGAAUGCCGGCGUCACCGUCUCGUGAGGCGGGGCGCCAACGACGGCGCUGUCUAGCACGUGCGAGUGGCGCACAUGAUAUUGUGGGUGCUAAUAAAUUCAGUUCGUGCUUAUGGUUGUAUGAACUUAAUUCCACAUUCGCUAGUAGAGUCCCCGCCUGACAACAGUGCACCUUACAGAACUUUGGCACGAUUUGAACUGUUUACGACCUUCGAAAGAAACACAAACGCACACUUGAAAAGAGAAGCAAUUUGCACAACAAUAAACUGAACGAACUGAACAUUAAAGCUGCAGCGCCAGGAAGGAGAGCAAGUAACGAAAUUCGAUUAU